AUGUUUAAUCUUUAGAAUGGCUUUGAUUUAGAAUAAGAUAUAGAAUUAAAGGCAGUGUAGAAUGAAGACUUUGAACAAUAAUAUUUGGGACAAUGUCUACGGGAUUCAUAAAAGGAAUAUUAGUUAUUACCUUAAGUUGCUAGCAGAACAUUGAGUGCCAAAAGUUUAGAAGCUAAAUAUUUGCAAAGUCCAAAUUCUUUUCAUUCGAAUUCAGAUGAGAACAUUCUGGCUUCAAAUGUUUAAACCCCUAAAUUAGCAGUUUUAUAAACUAGAGAUUCAAGCAGAAGAAGAAGUUAAACAAAUGCUUAAGCAAGUUUUAUGUCUUUAUUUUAUAUUGGAAGAUUUGUAGAGAAAUUGUCUUUCAAUCGCAAACGAUUGGGUGGUCUAAAUGAAGCUCAUUUUAACCUAAUUGGGGACAAGGCAUCUGAUGCGUAUAAAAAAUCCUUUAUUCUCUUUAGGCAAAAUUUAUUUACUUAUUCAAAACGAGUUAGUUAAGCUGGAUUUAAUCUAAAGAGAAUGAAAACUUUAUUAGAUAGAGAUGCAGAGGUUAAAGACAGUACUACUCUUGAAUAAGUAAAAGAAGAUUUGAAAAAGUUAAGAAAACCUAUUGUUCAUUGCAUCAAUACAAUAAUCCAUAAAAUUCCAAUUAUUUAACCAGAAUCCCUAUUUAAAAUGUAUUGGGAUUUCUUUACAUCCUUUUUUAGAAUAAUCCUUUUAAUCUUGGUUCCUCUUGAAAUUGCUUUCAAACCUGAAAUUCUUUUUAAUAAUCUUAUUUCAAUCACUUAUGUCAUUUUAAUGAUAUUACAAUUAGAUUUUCUAAUAAGAAUCAAUACUCUAACAUAUAGAAAUGGAAUUGCAAUAAAAGAUAAAUGGGAAUUGGUUAUACAUCAAUUAAAAAAGGAGUUUCUUACUGAUUUUUCAACUUCUUUAAUCUUGAUUAUAUUUAUGAUCAUUCCUGAUAUGAAAACAAAAGCAAAUUUAUUCUUAUUAGUAAUCUUAGCUUAACAUAAAUAUGUAUAUGAAACAUUUGCAAAAAGUGAUUAGAUUUCAUAUUUAACAAGACCAUAAAGAGGUAUAUUUGGAUUAUUGAAAUUCAUCUUAACACUUCUUUAUAUUUUACAUUUAUUUAGUUGUAUAUGGUUCUACUUUAGUAGUAUUAGUAUUGAAGAUUCUUGGAUUAGAUUUAAUGAAUUGGAAGAUAAAAAUUGGGAAGAAUAAUAUUUAUAAGCUCUGUAUUUUGCAGUNUUUAAUAAUGUUAGUUUUUUCGAAACUGAAUUAUUUAUUAAAUGUUUAAUCUUUAGAAUGGCUUUGAUUUAGAAUAAGAUAUAGAAUUAAAGGCAGUGUAGAAUGAAGACUUUGAACAAUAAUAUUUGGGACAAUGUCUACGGGAUUCAUAAAAGGAAUAUUAGUUAUUACCUUAAGUUGCUAGCAGAACAUUGAGUGCCAAAAGUUUAGAAGCUAAAUAUUUGCAAAGUCCAAAUUCUUUUCAUUCGAAUUCAGAUGAGAACAUUCUGGCUUCAAAUGUUUAAACCCCUAAAUUAGCAGUUUUAUAAACUAGAGAUUCAAGCAGAAGAAGAAGUUAAACAAAUGCUUAAGCAAGUUUUAUGUCUUUAUUUUAUAUUGGAAGAUUUGUAGAGAAAUUGUCUUUCAAUCGCAAACGAUUGGGUGGUCUAAAUGAAGCUCAUUUUAACCUAAUUGGGGACAAGGCAUCUGAUGCGUAUAAAAAAUCCUUUAUUCUCUUUAGGCAAAAUUUAUUUACUUAUUCAAAACGAGUUAGUUAAGCUGGAUUUAAUCUAAAGAGAAUGAAAACUUUAUUAGAUAGAGAUGCAGAGGUUAAAGACAGUACUACUCUUGAAUAAGUAAAAGAAGAUUUGAAAAAGUUAAGAAAACCUAUUGUUCAUUGCAUCAAUACAAUAAUCCAUAAAAUUCCAAUUAUUUAACCAGAAUCCCUAUUUAAAAUGUAUUGGGAUUUCUUUACAUCCUUUUUUAGAAUAAUCCUUUUAAUCUUGGUUCCUCUUGAAAUUGCUUUCAAACCUGAAAUUCUUUUUAAUAAUCUUAUUUCAAUCACUUAUGUCAUUUUAAUGAUAUUACAAUUAGAUUUUCUAAUAAGAAUCAAUACUCUAACAUAUAGAAAUGGAAUUGCAAUAAAAGAUAAAUGGGAAUUGGUUAUACAUCAAUUAAAAAAGGAGUUUCUUACUGAUUUUUCAACUUCUUUAAUCUUGAUUAUAUUUAUGAUCAUUCCUGAUAUGAAAACAAAAGCAAAUUUAUUCUUAUUAGUAAUCUUAGCUUAACAUAAAUAUGUAUAUGAAACAUUUGCAAAAAGUGAUUAGAUUUCAUAUUUAACAAGACCAUAAAGAGGUAUAUUUGGAUUAUUGAAAUUCAUCUUAACACUUCUUUAUAUUUUACAUUUAUUUAGUUGUAUAUGGUUCUACUUUAGUAGUAUUAGUAUUGAAGAUUCUUGGAUUAGAUUUAAUGAAUUGGAAGAUAAAAAUUGGGAAGAAUAAUAUUUAUAAGCUCUGUAUUUUGCAGUUGUAACAAUGUUAACAAUUGGUUAUGGUGACAUGGUACCAAAGAAUGCAAUAGAGAAAAUAGUAACAAUGGUAUUUGUUUUAGGAGCAUGUAAUAAAUAAUAUGUAUUUUUUUAGGUUUAUGGGUAUCUUAUAGUGUAAAUUUCAUUGGUAGUAUAAUUGAUGAUAUCACAUAAAAUUAAGUAGAAAGAAAUAGAAGAAUGAGAGUCAUAAAUAAAUAUAUGAAUUAGAGAAAAAUACCUUAUAGUUUAUAACAUUAGUAUAUAUAAUUAUUUAAUUUAGGGUUAAAGAAUACUUAACUUUUAGAUGGAAAGAAGAUGAUGAAGUUGAUCUUGAAAUGGAAUAAACUUUAUUAGAGUAAUUAUCAGAUGAAUUAAAAGAAGAACUUGAUAAGUAGGCUCAUAAAGUAUAUAUAGAAAAAUCAGAAUUUCUAUAAAAAUAUUUUAGUGAAGAAUUGAGAAAUGCACUUUUUAAAUCUAUUAAAAGAAAGAUUAUACCACCUUAGAAUACAUUUUCAACUGAUUUUGGUAAUUAAUAACAUCUUUGUUUUGUUGAAUAAGGAUAUAUAGUAUAUUAACAUCCAGAAAGAAAACAAAGAUCUAAAAUGAAUGCCGUCAUCAAUCAAGGUUAAUUUUUUUGUGUAAAUGAUUUUAUAACUAAUAAUCCUUAAGUUGAUCUUUUCAAAGCUAUAGGAUAUGCAAGUUUAUUAGUAUUAUCUAAAUCAGAUUUCAUUGAAACAUUAAAAGAUUAUCCUGAAGAUUUUUAGAAAUAUUGUUAAUUAAAAGAUAAUAUAACCUUAAGUUAUGUUCCACCAACAUUAGAAAAUGGAGUAUUUUGUCCAGCUUGCUAAAAUUUUAAACAUCCUCUUAAUAAAUGUCCUUAAGUUUAAUUUGUACCUAAUAGAGAAGCUGUUAUUAAAAGACAUUGUAUGACUGAAAAUUAAAUAUAAAAUAAAUCUUUUCGUCGAUAUGAUAAAUCAAUUUUAGAUUGGCAUACUAGAGCUAUGAAAGAUUUAGCUUGUUAAUAUGCAUCUGUGUUUCAAAAUGAAAAUUAAUAGGCAAUUGCAAUAUAAUCUAAAAUUCAAUUGAAUUUUGAAUGUGGAUCUGAUUCUAAUUCAUCAAUUGAUGAUGCAGCAUCACCUGGAAUUAAAAUUCCAUAAAAUUCUCCUAUUUUUGAGGCACAAUAAAUCAAAUAAACAAGAAAAAGUAGAAUCGUAUCUGAUUAAUAAUUUUAGAAUAAAACAGAUUCUCGUUAAAAUUUAAAUUUAGCUUUAUAAAAUAGAAAAUAAUCUAUAUUAUCUGGAGGUAUAUCUUUAGGUUUUGGUAAGAGUAAUACUCCAAAAAAUAAAUUAGAGAUUCCUAUGAUUGAUGAGAUUAAAGAGAGUGAUAGUUCAGAAGAUAAUAGUGAAAAUGAAAGUGAAAGUGAUUAAUCAACAUAGAAAUAGAAAGUUAUUGAUUAUAAGAAAUAAUUAGAGAAGAUGGCUUAAGCUACUCAAGAUUUUAAUGAUAAUAUGACAGAUAACAUUACUAAUUUAUAUCAUUAAUUGUAAACUAAUUUAGAAUUGAAUGAAAAUGAUCUUAUGACUAAAAAAGCCUUAUAAUCUUUGGAACCACUUUAUUGGUCAUUUAAUUAAUAAAAAUUUGAUGAAUUUGAAACAAAAUCAUAAUUUGAUUAUUAUUUUAAUAAACAAAAUGCUGAAGAUGUUAUUUUGUAUAUAAAAGAGGAUAUAUUUGGAUGGUAAACACACAUUUUAGAUAAGAUUAGAAAAUUUAUGCUUUAUCCAUUUUAAUAUAUAUUAAUUUUUUUAAGAUUGAGAAGGAAUGCUAAACUUAAAUCAGUUACACCUUUAAAAGUGGUUGCAAAAGUAAAGAGUACUUUAGACAAUUUAAAGAAGACUUUAAAAUUAAAGAAAAAAUCAACUAUAGUUAGAUCAAGUCUAAAAUUUAGUUCUGUUGCUCCAGAUUCCAAUAAAUCUUAAGGGAAAUAGAAGAAAUGGUUAGUUUGA
Paramecium primaurelia is the source of this 4533-nucleotide messenger RNA. NCBI's taxonomy places the organism in Eukaryota, Ciliophora, Oligohymenophorea, Peniculida, Parameciidae. The record is from the annotation of a GenBank genome assembly.